AUGGGGUUCGUUAACGUCAAGUUUCUGUGUCUGCUGGGCCUCGUGGCCUUGAUCUUCAUCCUCGAGCUUGCCGCCGCUCCCAGCCCCUGGUACGAGUACAAGGCCGUGGUGACGAUUACCGAGUACCUGUCGCACGUCGAGUCCACCCUGGUGGGCAAGUUCAGCUGCGACUGGACCGACGACAAGUGCGGCGGCGAUAAGCUGAGGGCCAUGUGGGGCAUGAUCCUGACGGCUGUCAUCAUCUCCAUCCUCCUCACCGCCGUUGAGACCCUCAUCCUCUUCACCUGGGCCUUUGACUUCUGCCACAAGCUGAAGUUCAGGAGCAAGCUGAGGAUUCCGUUGAUCGUGAUCGCCUUCCUGGCGUCGUUCUUCGCCUUCGCCGCGUGGCUGCUCCUCUUUUGGCACCCGUCGGCGCUCGAGGACAGCAUCAACAUCAAGUACGACUUUGUGGGCGACAACUCGGGUCCGCAGGCCGGUUGGGGCCUCUUCGUGGGCGCCAGCAUCCUCUCCCUCAUCGCCGCCAUCAUCCUCUGCAUGAGCGGCUCGCCCGACCACCACGGCUACAAGCUCUUCCACUGA
Acanthamoeba castellanii str. Neff is the source of this 579-nucleotide messenger RNA. RefSeq lists its product as uncharacterized. Bases 1 to 579 code for a protein of 192 amino acids. NCBI's taxonomy places the organism in Eukaryota, Discosea, Longamoebia, Acanthamoebidae. The transcript has 3 exons. The record is from RefSeq and is a predicted model, not a curated record.